CACAUUUUGUAGGAAAGUAGGAAAAUGUAACAAAAUUUUAACAAGUUUUAAAUUGCGCGCCAUCCACGUCAAAGAUCUAAAGAAUUUGGCAUUUUUGUGUGAAACGGUCCCACUAAACAGCUGCGUAUGAAGAAAAAUAUAUUUUUUCCUUGAAAUGCGUAGCUAGUAAACAAAGAGCCUACCGAUUCGUGAAACUUAAGAUUUACCAAACAGAUAGAAGACGUGGCCCUGAUGAGUAUCGAUUCAUAUAUCCAAACCCUUAACUCAACCCUACAAACCAUCGCCCAACAAGUGGAGAAGUUUGCUGGCGUUGCUCUAGAAGCUGCAGUUAAAUUGGGAUCUGAACCGUUUAUUGUUGACUUGUCCAGCCCCAUUGAGUUUACGCCAUUGCAGUCGACGUUGCUGAAAGUGUUGUUGGUUCUGGUCCUUGGUACGUGUGUAUUAAUUGGUUAUUCCUGGGCCACCUACGGUCAAGUGAUAACCGAGAAGUUUGUCAAGCCAAGCACGCUUAAGGAAAUCGAGGAGCUUAAAUUAUCUGUGGCCAAAUUGAAAUUGCCCAAAGAACAUUCGCCGAGAAUCUAA
Messenger RNA from Drosophila willistoni, 582 nucleotides. RefSeq lists its product as uncharacterized. The transcript is spliced from 2 exons. NCBI's taxonomy places the organism in Eukaryota, Metazoa, Arthropoda, Insecta, Diptera, Drosophilidae. The coding region runs from base 232 to 582 and encodes 116 amino acids. The record is from RefSeq and is a predicted model, not a curated record.